Mycena citricolor is the source of this 448-nucleotide messenger RNA. NCBI's taxonomy places the organism in Eukaryota, Fungi, Basidiomycota, Agaricomycetes, Agaricales, Mycenaceae. The record is from the annotation of a GenBank genome assembly.
CACACAUUGCUGUCCAUCUUUCUCAUCGUAUACCAGAGUACCGCUGCUACUGUUGCUAUUCCAACACUCAGUACACCAUCUAUCCACAAAAUAUCAUGCAUUUGACGAGCCGUUCGUCACCAAUGCCCGACAAGAAUCAGGGUCAUAUGGUAUGACAAAGGCAGCACAGGCAGGGAAAGAUCGCGGCGUGGAGAGCGGAUGUGUUUGAGUAUGUGGUUAAAUUGUCCUCUGAAAAGGCCUUUACUCCUGCCUAUCGAAUGUGCACCCAACAGGGGCGGAUGGUACAGAGGUGAUUGUGUGGGAGCGCAAUCGUUUAAGAAAUCGGCCCGCCCAGGCCCACCCAAAUAAGGAAUCUGCUCGGUGCCUCCCGAUCACGAUGACCAAUCAAUCCUGAUGGAUCACCAUCACAUCCCAGUGACCUCAGAUUUGCGUCACACCGGCAUUAGAC